Phasianus colchicus (ring-necked pheasant) is the source of this 2976-nucleotide messenger RNA. RefSeq names its product ubiquitin conjugating enzyme E2 R2 (gene UBE2R2). The record is from RefSeq and is a predicted model, not a curated record. NCBI's taxonomy places the organism in Eukaryota, Metazoa, Chordata, Aves, Galliformes, Phasianidae.
CAGCAGCAGCGGAGGAAGCGGAGGCAGCGGAGGCAGGGGUUGGAGCGGCGGCGGAGCGGCGGGGGCCGCGCCAUGGCCCAGCAGCAGAUGAGCAGCUCGCAGAAGGCGCUGAUGCUGGAGCUGAAGUCGCUGCAGGAGGAGCCGGUGGAAGGCUUCCGCAUCACCCUGGUGGACGAGUCCGACCUCUACAACUGGGAGGUGGCGAUCUUCGGGCCCCCCAACACCCUCUACGAGGGUGGCUACUUCAAGGCUCACAUUAAAUUCCCUAUUGACUAUCCGUAUUCACCACCUACCUUCAGAUUCCUGACCAAAAUGUGGCACCCCAACAUUUAUGAGAAUGGAGAUGUAUGUAUUUCAAUUCUUCACCCACCUGUAGAUGAUCCACAAAGCGGAGAGCUGCCAUCUGAGAGGUGGAACCCUACCCAAAACGUCAGGACUAUAUUACUGAGUGUAAUCUCUUUGCUUAAUGAGCCCAACACAUUCUCUCCUGCCAAUGUGGAUGCAUCAGUCAUGUUCAGAAAAUGGAGGGACAGUAAAGGAAAAGACAAGGAGUAUGCAGAAAUAAUAAGGAAACAGGUGUUGGCUACCAAAGCUGAGGCAGAGAAGGAUGGCGUGAAGGUCCCCACUACGCUGGCAGAGUACUGCAUCAAAACUAAAGUGCCUUCCAAUGACAACAGUUCGGAUUUGCUUUAUGACGACUUGUAUGACGACGACAUUGAUGAUGAAGAUGAGGAGGAGGAGGAUGCCGACUGUUACGAUGACGAUGAUUCUGGCAAUGAGGAGUCGUGACCUGCUCCCUCUGUGCCCCUGUACUGCCCUGCCAACUCAGGCCAGAAGGGAGCAGCGGUAACCUAGCAGCAGUCCAGCAAAAAAGUGUGGGGGGGGGAUCAAAAAACUUUUGUCUCCUGCUGUCUCCUGUUGUAUGGAUCUGUUUGCUCCUUUUUUAUGGACCUCUUAGAGACCCUCCACAGAAUGUCUGAAUUCUUGCAUUCUUAACCCUUUCAUCACUGUAUUACAAUUUCUUUUUGAAAAAGAAAAUCCCCUUUUCACUUCUCUACGAAACGCUCACAGCGAAAAAGGUUUGCUCGCAUUUAGGUUCUUGAAUUCAAUACAGUCUUGCAUUGAGGUGUUUAAUGUAUUUAAAGCUGGAACAAACACAUUGGAAGCUGUGUUUUUGGGAGCUCAAGUGCUGCAUUUACUGGGAAGAAAAAAAUCCACACAAAGCAAAUUGCCAAGGUUUAGCUGCUCCAUUUACAAUAAUAGCGUGUGUACAUUCGUUUAGCCUUGUGGUGGUGGCUUUUCCUUUAUAAGGUGGGGGGCGGAGAGUGUAAAGCUACUGUGUGUUGAGCUUGAUGGGAUGUUACUGAAAGGUACAGUAUUCCUUUUCAGCCUGCUCACGAUAAGAAAGAGGUGGCUUGUGGUAUGAACCCUAAAAUAAACACUUAACACUUCACGUCUGUAUAACUGAGCCCUGGAUUGCUAUUUACUCCUUGUUUCCAGAUUAAGUUAGGGUUAAAAAGAAAAUGCAGUUUAGCUAUGCUGCUUCCAGAAACCUGCAGCUGGUGCUUAUCCCCAAACUGUCUUUGGCAAGGGGAGAGGUUGAUGGCCACCUGCCCCUGUGCUCGCUUGCAGCCCUGCUUCCUGCAGCCUGAAUCCCGUGCUGGCCUUUUCCCGCUUGCUUGUGUAGAGCAAUGCUGUGCUGUUGUGGGCUCUGGGGGCAGGCAGAAGGGAAGGCUCCUGCAUGUCCCUACGAGCUGUCAGCCCAGCUUGCAGCCCUCUUGGGCAGGGGAUCCUACACACUGUCUUCUGCAGCACCCUCCUGUUCGGUCCCUCCACAUUGUGACCCCUUUGCCAUGUGCUUUUGUUUGGCUGUGGUGUAUUGGCUUGAAUUGACUUUUAGAGUGGUGUUCAGCUUCCCUCCUGCCUUCACCAGGGCUGGUGAGACCCUCCCCUCCACCUCAGCAGGGCAGACUCCCUGCUGAGAUCACCAGGCUCAAGCACAUGGUUGUGCCCUUUUUCUGCUGUGAGGUUCUCGAUGGUAAGGCACCAUCUGCAGCAUGGUGGUGGGAGCAAGCCUGGUCCUGGGUCUGCAUGCAUCCCUGGAGCAGGCUGAGGACAGCAGCUGCAGAGUGGAAUGUCUGCAGCAACGUGCAUAGGGGCAGCAAAGCUGUUUGCAGACUGCUGCAGCUGGGGAGGGCUGGAGGCUGGUGGCACCUCAACCCUGCAGUCGGCAGCGUGGCUCCAUUGCCCCAGCUGUGUGUGCCUGCAUCCCACCUGCAGCUUCCAGUGGGGCUCGGGGCCACGCUGCUGACCUGGUUGGAAAUUAGGAUACUGCAUCUUUCAGGAGCUCCCGUGUACUUUUGACCGUCUUCACUGUAUACUCUCCAGUGACUUGUAUUUUCAAGCUUGGUGUUGUAAGAUGCAUUAUCAUGAUUCUUCUGUUACCCUUUUUUUAAAGACAAAAAAAAAGAAAAAAAAGGAAAAAAAAAAAGAAAAAAGGAAAAAACAAAAACAAAACCGACCUAUUUUGAGAGCUCCUGCGUUAACCAGAGUAAUUUCUCUUCCCACUGUCCCCUGCAGUGUCAUUGCUUGUUGACUUGCUGGUUUCCUUUUUUAGAGAUACAAACUGAGUAUGAGGUUUUUUUUGAAACUAUUUAAGAGAUUGAGGAGAAAUGUUUACCUGAGCUGUAUUCUGGUUUUUCUUAACCCCUCUCCCCAUCUCAGCCCAUGUUAGCGUUUACAUUUGCAACCACAGCCCUUUCAGAUGCAGUUUUCACCCAUUCUGAAACCAGCAGGGUACACUUAGGGUUCUUAGUAGUUUUCUUAGCUGAAAUCCCAGAUGUUUUCCUUUUUUUUUCUUCAAUAUAAUUUACCAGAGAGAAUUAACUGAUGCAUUUUUGUGUUGUCUUCCCCUUCAGUAGUUAUAUUUUGUCUUUUCUGCACAUCUGUCUACUAAUAAAAAAUGUGAAAUGAAAA